This is a messenger RNA of Leopardus geoffroyi (Geoffroy's cat), 2025 nucleotides long. Its product is annotated as uricase. The record is from RefSeq and is a predicted model, not a curated record. The transcript is spliced from 8 exons. Gene Ontology annotation, cellular component: peroxisome. The coding region runs from base 287 to 1129 and encodes 280 amino acids. Gene Ontology annotation, biological process: purine nucleobase catabolic process; urate catabolic process. Lineage: Eukaryota; Metazoa; Chordata; Mammalia; Carnivora; Felidae. Gene Ontology annotation, molecular function: urate oxidase activity.
AAGGUCCCGUGUCAGAAAAAAAGCAAUCUGCCUCCUCUCCUUUGCAAAUCUCUGAAAGGAUGUUGGAAGGGUCCCAUUAGGGAAGGCGCAAUGCAAUGAAAGGAACCUGCCAACUGGCCCCCCACAUCUGGGGCCACGGGCCUUGGCCCGCUGGGAGAAGCGAAUCAGGUCCACCAGGCACUGCUUGGCAGCUUUCUCAGGUGGAAGUUCCUUCACUCAGGACCUCUCUGGAUAUUUGGUCCAUAAUGAGGAGGUGGAGUUUGUCCGAACCGGCUAUGGGAAGGAUAUGGUAAAAGUUCUCCAUAUUCAGCGAGAUGGGAAAUAUCAUAGCAUUAAAGAGGUGGCAACUUCAGUGCAACUUACUCUGAGCUCCAAAAAAGAUUAUCUGCAUGGAGAUAAUUCAGACAUCAUUCCCACAGACACCAUCAAGAACACAGUUCAUGUCUUGGCAAAAUUUAAAGGGAUCAAAAGCAUAGAAACUUUUGCAAUGAGCAUCUGUGAGCAUUUCCUUUCCUCUUUUGACCAUGUCAUCCGAGCUCAAGUCUACAUGGAAGAAGUCCCCUGGAAGCGUCUUGAAAAGAAUGGAGUUAAGCAUGUCCAUGCAUUUAUUCACACUCCCACUGGAACGCACUUCUGUGAGGUGGAACAGAUGAGGAGUGGACCUCCAGUCAUUCAUUCUGGAAUCAAAGACCUCAAGGUCUUGAAAACGACCCAGUCUGGAUUUGAAGGAUUCAUCAAGGACCAGUUCACCACCCUCCCCGAGGUGAAGGACAGGUGUUUUGCCACCCAAGUGUACUGCAAGUGGCGCUAUCAUCAGUACAGAGACGUGGACUUUGAUACUACCUGGGAUACUGUUCGGGAUAUUGUCCUGGAGAAAUUUGCUGGACCCUAUGACAAAGGCGAGUACUCGCCCUCUGUCCAGAAGACCCUCUAUGACAUCCAGGUGCACUCUUUGAGCCGGGUUCCUGAGAUAGAAGAUAUGGAAAUCAGCCUGCCAAACAUUCACUACUUUAAUAUUGACAUGUCCAAAAUGGGAUUGAUCAACAAAGAAGAGGUCUUGCUACCAUUAGACAAUCCCUACGGCAGAAUUACUGGAACUGUCAAGAGGAAGCUGACUUCGAAGCUGUGACAAAGUAGCUACCAUUGCCAGGAGCCUACUCUCAAUUGAGGAUUUCCUUCAGCCUCUUGCGAUGCUGGAAAUCAUAGCAUUGUAACCAUGCAAAUUUUCAAACUAGUAUGUUGAUUUAUAGUGUUAAUUUUCCUCCUGUAUGAAAGAAUUCUUCUGCUCCUAGCUCAGCAAAGUGUUUUGUGAUUAGUAAUUAUAACAUGCUUUAUGGAUGCAGUUUACUUUACAAAUGCUACACGGUAUUAGAACAGUCAUAAAUCAAGAUUUCUUUUUAGUCGUCUUGUGCCUUCCUAUCUUUGAGAAGCUUUAGAAUCAAUUCACUAAGAAAAUAAUCAUGAAUUAAUGGAUGUGUCAUAUCAAUUACUUUGUGCACAAGUUCAAAAGUAAGCACUGUUUUCAUCCUACUGAUGCAAAAACUGCUUUUGGGUACUGCAGAAAAUAUAACGACAAAAUCAUCUUUUGAAAACUUUCACCACUGUGACUUCAAUUAGACUGAAUAUUUGGAUUUCUAAGAAUGCUCUAGCAUAUGUAUCACUGGUAAUUUAUUUAUACUCUAAAAAUACUUUUAUAAUCUUAAUGUAUUGGUUUUAUGACUUUUACAACUCUUAGAGAAUAUAUAUAGUACACACUGAAAAAAAGUAUAACUUAUUUUUCUUUGAAUAAGGUCUCACUUUGGCACAAAGAACCCAUCUAAUAAGUGCUGAGUCAAUAUACCAAUCAAUGAAUAUACAUAUAGAAAGAAGACGACACUCUAUACAAAUAUCAGUGAUGAUGAUUUCUAGAUUGUGGGAUUAGGAGUGAUUUUUAUUUUUUGCCAUGUGCUUUUCUGAAUCUUCCAUAUCUGAACAUUUAGUACUUUUAUAAUCAGAGAAAUAAAUAUAAUUGAUGAUUUAAAGAUA